Molecule: messenger RNA, 1320 nt
Organism: Eucalyptus grandis
Lineage: Eukaryota; Viridiplantae; Streptophyta; Magnoliopsida; Myrtales; Myrtaceae
Product: aspartic proteinase CDR1
Exons: 1
Coding region: 1-1320 (439 amino acids)
Cellular component (GO): extracellular region
Source: RefSeq, a predicted model, not a curated record
AUGGCAUCUGCACACGCAUUAGUUCAUUCACUCCUUUUCUUGGUGUUGAAAAAUCGCCUAUCCUUAGCUGCUACCACGAACGGUUCAAGUCCUCGCCGGAUUGUCACUAGGCUCAUUCACCGAGAUUCACUCCUCUCUCCAUACUACAACCCGAACGACACCAUCACCGAUCGCGCCACGCGAAUUCUGCAAAGCUCAACCGCAAGAUUGGCCUACUUCGAAGCCAAAGUCCUCGAGACGAGCGUUCAUCAGCUCAACCUCAUCCCGUCCUUCCCCGAGCUCUUUGUCAACUUCUCCCUGGGCCAUCCUCCCAUUCGGCAACUCGCGGUCAUGGACACGGGAAGCAAUCUCUUGUGGGUCCGAUGUGCUCCGUGCAGGAAUUGCCGUGGACAAGCCACUCCAGUGCUCGACCCGCUCAGGUCGUCCACGUACUCAAGCCUGUCCUGCAGAACUCCCUACUGCAGCUAUGCCCCGGGCAGCAAAUGCGACCGGUCCGACUGGUGCAUCUACAACCAGACAUACUACGAUGGCCCCUCGUCAAGAGGAGUGCUUGCCAAGGAUCAGGUCACAUUCGAAACUCGGGACGACGGAGCAAUCACCGUGCCCGAUGUGGUAUUCGGAUGCGGCCAUGAGAACGGGAAAUUCAGGGACGGGAGGGUCACAGGCAUCUUGGGGCUCGGCGCCAGGAUGAUCUCCUUGGUAUCGAGGCUCGGCUCGCGGUUUUCUUAUUGCAUCGGCAAUCUGAUGGACCCGAGCUACGAGUACAACCACCUGAUCUUAGGCGAAGGAGCGAUAUUCCAGGGCUAUUCGACCCCGCUCGAAGUCGUCCAGGGGCUCUACUACGUCACGCUCGAGGGCAUAAGCAUAGGCCCGAAAAGGCUCGACAUCGACCGCAAUGCCUUCCGAAGGACUAGGCGACACGGCGGGGUGGUCAUGGACUCGGGGUCACCGAUGACUUGGCUGGUUGAGAAAGCGGCCCGGGCAGUCCACGGCGAGGUGAGGAGCCUGAUGGACGGGGUCCUAGAGCGAGUCCCGAACGGUCCGUCGUCGCUGUGCUACCGGGGCACGGUGGGGCGGGACCUGGUCGGGUUCCCGGCCACGACGCUCCACUUUGCGGGCGGGGCCGACCUCGGGCUGGAAGCGGCGAGCGUGUUCUACCAGGCGAAGGACGACGUGUUCUGCAUCGCGGUGGCCCGGAGCGACGUCGAGGGCCUCUCCAUCAUCGGGCUGAUGGCGCAGCAGUACUACAACAUGGCCUACGACGUCGCCGGGAAGAAGCUGUCGUUCCAGAGGAUCGACUGCGCGCUUCUUGACGAGUAG